Molecule: messenger RNA, 795 nt
Organism: Metarhizium brunneum ARSEF 3297
Lineage: Eukaryota; Fungi; Ascomycota; Sordariomycetes; Hypocreales; Clavicipitaceae
Source: RefSeq, a predicted model, not a curated record
AUGGACCAGAUUCAAAUACCUUCUCGCGAUGUUGUGUCAAGUCUUUGUGAUAGCAACGGACCCGAAACCCGCGGCUUUGCAUACAACGAUCAGAUUUGGAUCAAAUACGGCAAGUCAGUGAGGUUGGCGGAAGCUGCGAUGCAAAAAUAUGUACACGAAAAUGCUGAUCCUAGCAUCGUCCAUAUUCCCAAGGUUUUCGACGCUUUCAGCAUCCCAUUAGGGCCGGACGAAAUAUCAAUUAUCGUCAUGGAGAAUGUGAAGGGCAGUGAUUUCGUUGACUUCAAAAAGGAGCACCCGCAAGAAGCCGAGGAAGCAAUGGAGGCCAUCGCGACCGCCGUCCGUCACAUUUGGGAUCUCCCACUACCACCGGGCGUACCACUAGGACCUUUCUACCAAGAGAUGCCUGUUGAUAGAUUCUUUGCGGAUUUUGGGGCAUACCGCAGUUUUAACGAUUUGUCAGAGUUGGAGGAUUGGAUCAACAAUAAGCUGGACAAGGGAGAGUUCCAAGAUCGGGUGGCAUUGCAGGGGGAGCGGCUUUACAUAUGCCAUUGCGAUCUUACUCAGUUCAACAUCAGAGUGGGCGAGCGAAUCGCCAUUCUAGACUGGGGGUUCUCGGGUGUCUAUCCACUGAUAUUUGAAGAAUUUGCUCUGUUUCACCAAUUCUGCCUUCCUGGCUCUAAAUUUGCGAGAGCUCUAUGCAAGGAGCUCUUUGGGCCAAAGCUCUCUACGCCUAUGCGUGCGAUGUCACGCGCAGCAAAUUAUCACAUGUUUGGGAUCUGCGCGAGGAAGAAAUGA